AUGAACCUCCGGCACGCGCUCGUCGUCCUCGGCGCCGCGCGCACCAUGGCCGCCGACGAAACCAAGCCGGCCUGGCGGCCCGCCGGCGUGGUCGCUUUGAUCGGCAUAGACGGAGACAAAUGGUGGAGCGGGCACUGCCGCUUCACCACCGGAGACUGCCUCUACAACCCCCCGACGGGGAGGGUAAACCUCGAGCUGGUUAAAGACCCCCUGCCGCGCAAGGAACAGUACCUCACGCCGGCGGGGUGUGACGAAGAGUCUCCGUGCGACGAGGACGAGCAGCCUUGCCUUGUGCACCAGGCCAGCCUGAAGGCGUACUGCAGACUGUCCAGCGAGCCGUACUUUUACUGGAUGAGGCCGACGGUCGAACCCAACGAGUGA
Molecule: messenger RNA, 381 nt
Organism: Ustilaginoidea virens
Lineage: Eukaryota; Fungi; Ascomycota; Sordariomycetes; Hypocreales; Clavicipitaceae
Exons: 3
Coding region: 1-381 (126 amino acids)
Source: RefSeq, a predicted model, not a curated record